GGAGUUGCAGCACCCCCUGAAGUAGCUCUUUGCCGUGCUCAGCCGUAUUUCCUUAAACUUGCCGUUCAGCUGUACCUGAGCGAUCUGAAAUUUAGCUUUACAUAGCACUGCUGCUUCGGGAGCUAGCGCUCAGCAGUCAAAAAAUGUGCUUCUGCACACCUGAGUGCAGAGCCUGAUUUCACACAGUCCAUCCUUUUUCCUGUUUGUCUUUAAAUGUUUUUGUAUCAGUUAGCCCUUCACCUUACACUCGUAAUCAUUUAGGCAUUGUAAAUUUACAACUGAGUUUUAUGAUUAAACACGAAUCAUAAUACUUUUAUUUUUUCCCCUUUCUUUGUUUCUUUCUAGUAUAUGCUGUGUGUUCAUACUCAGAUCCAUUCACAUCUUUGCAUACCUUGGUGGAAUAAUAUAGUAGUAGACAUGAAGGACAUAUAUAUUAUACAGCUGGAUAGCAAAGUGCCUUUGAUUGCUUUAUUGAGGUGUCAAAAUAAUGGAAUCUACUAAGAAAGAGUUGACAGUGUUAGACUCCCAAGACCGGACCCUGUGCUUGAAAUGUAUUGCCUUCUUGUCAUGUUUUUGGGCUUAUAUGAAUCCCAUAGCUAUGGCCAGAGCACGAGGUCCUGCACCAAAUUCAGGACCAACAAUACAAGACUACUUGAACAGGCCAAGACCAACAUGGGAAGAAGUGAAAGAGCAACUAGAAAAGAAAAAGAAAGGAUCCAGGGCUUUGGCUGAGUUUGAAGAAAAGAUGAAUGAGAAUUGGAGGAAAGAACUGGAAAAACACAGGGAAAAAUUACUGGGUGGAAAUGAGAGUUCCUCCAAAAAGAAAGAGAAAAAGAAAAAGGAAAAGAAGAAAUCUAAUAGGUUGUCUUCAUCUUCCUCUUCUUCAUCAAGCUCUGAUUCUUCCAGCAGUUCAUCUGAUUCAGAAGAUGAGGAUAAAAAGCAAGGGAAGAAAAGAAGGAAAAAGAAGUAUCGCUCCUCACGGAAAUCUUCAGCAAGCUCAACUUCAGAAUCUGAGUCAGACAGCAAGGACAGCACAAAAAAGAAGAGGUCAAAGGAAGACUGUGAAAAAGAGAAGGAAGGUAAAAAUCACAGGAAAAGGAAGAAAGCAGAUCGUGGUGAUGGACCUUUAUCAUCAGAAUCUGUAUCUGAAUCGGAUCAGACUGAGGAGGAUAAAACAAAAAAGAGAAAGAAGCACAAGAAACAUGGUAAAAAGAAGAAAAAGAAGAUUGCUGGUUCGAAUUCGGAUUCAGAAUAAUAUUUAAAACACCCCAAGACUAUCAACAGAAGUGUAAUGACUAAAGAAAACUUAAACUGUGAAAUGACAGCAAACUUUACCAAACUGCAUGAGUUUUCCUGUGUUUUAGAAAUAUUCCUAAUCUUUCAAUAGCCAGCCAGAUGCAGCUGUGCUGGGCCAGGACAGACCAUUGUUAUUGCCUGCUGCUUAAUACAUGAGGUACAACUUAUAGAAAAUUCCAGUAAGCAGUGAUGGGUGUUUGAAACAAUGUGAGAUGGUAGGCCAGCUGGGGUGUAAAAUAUUGGAAAAUAAGAGUUAAACUUUUUAGAUAGUAAAAGUAGUCUUUUAAAGCAUUAGUAAUAGUCUUUAUUUGUAAAUCAGGACAAAUUAAAUCCCAAGUUCAUCCUGCAGGUUAAUCCUAUACAUAAACUAUUGCAAGCUGGUGUCUGCUAAUGGAAAAUUAAUAACAUUUAAAAGGCUGCCUGUGUAGAAAUGUGCAUCAUCUGGCCCCUAACCGUCUUCAUGCUUAUGAGAAAGGGAAUGCUACCAUUUUGGCUGACUGAAUAGGGUGCCUUUGCCUUUGAUUCUUGCAAAUCUCUGCUACUUUUAAUCCAUGCAGCAUCUCUGAUUCCUGGGAAGCUAGAGCUAUUGUCAGAGACGGCAGACUUUUUCUGAAUAAGCAGUUCUGAGCUUCCAAGCAUGUGCUUCUGCAUUAAGCAAGAGCAAUGACAUUUUGCAGUAUAACUGACAGUCAAAACUGAGUAUUUUACCUCUGCUUCUUUGAAAUAGCGAUAGACCUUUGCUAGUAAAUAUGCAUAUUUCAUUUAAUGUUAUUUUGUUUUAAUUGAAAACUUCUUGCGAACACUUGUAGCUUUCUUUGCGUUACCUUUAGAAUUGUUUUGCAUGAUUUGUACCAUUUUUAAAUUAACAAAAUGCAGGUAAUGAUUUGUUGUAUAACCAGUUCUAUGAAUUAUGUUCCACAUGCAGAGUUUCAUGUAUGUAUUUAGUUGAAGUUCAUUGCUGUGUUUAAGUGCACACUUGCUGAAGAUAUUUAGCAUGUAAAAAGCAGGGUUUUGAUACCUAAACAGCUUCAUAUUGAAGCUGAUUUUACUCUAAGCAAGUUCAGUGGCAGAUCUGUUACGUUACAUGUCUUGUUAGAUAAAGAAACUACUGCCAGAAUCUCAUUAAAGAUACUGUUUAAACA
Molecule: messenger RNA, 2438 nt
Organism: Myiozetetes cayanensis
Lineage: Eukaryota; Metazoa; Chordata; Aves; Passeriformes; Tyrannidae
Gene: FAM133B
Product: family with sequence similarity 133 member B
Exons: 10
Coding region: 488-1255 (255 amino acids)
Source: RefSeq, a predicted model, not a curated record